Messenger RNA from Centruroides sculpturatus (bark scorpion), 1065 nucleotides. RefSeq names its product putative protein N-methyltransferase FAM86B1. NCBI's taxonomy places the organism in Eukaryota, Metazoa, Arthropoda, Arachnida, Scorpiones, Buthidae. The coding region runs from base 130 to 1044 and encodes 304 amino acids. The record is from RefSeq and is a predicted model, not a curated record. The transcript is spliced from 7 exons.
UUGUUAUCGUUUCGACACGUGUAGAAGGUAUUGCUUUCAGAGAAUGAUUUUCUUGUAAUUAUAAGAAUACAGUAUAAAAAAUUUAACUAACAUUCCAUUGAUUUACAAAAUAAAUAUCCUUUGAUAAAUAUGUCUAGCGAAAUUUUAUUUUCACGAAUUACGCAGCAUUAUCUCUGCAUGUCAUCCCUUAAAAAUUUAAUCGAAUUACUUACAUUUUCGUUAGAUGAGAAAACUCAAGAUUCUCUUUUAUCUGCAACUGUAUUUCAUCCGUUAGCAGUGAAAUUUCCUCCGUCGUGUUCGUAUUCUAGAAAAUAUUUGAAAUGUCUAAUGCAAAAGAAUCCUCAGCUGACAGUAACCUUAGAAGCAACACAAAAUAUUGUGAAUCAUUCCACUACUGGUUUAGUUGUUUGGGAGGCUUCAAAGUUUUUAGUAGAUUGGGGAAUUGAAAAUGCUUCAUUUUUAAAGGCAAAAACAAUUCUAGAAUUGGGUUCUGGUCUAGGAUUAUUAGGCAUUGCACUUUGUCAGUUAGUUAAAUUUUCAAAAUACAUCUUUAGUGAUAACAGUCAAGAUGUUUUAAGAAUAUUAAAAAAGAAUAUUGACUUAAACUUUUAUCAUCCCGAUUAUAAUAAAUUGAACAUCAUCCAAAAACAGAAAGAGAAUUUUAAUAAUUUUGCAAAUUUUGACGAUGGCAAUGAUGUAAACAAGCCAGAAGUUAGUGAUAUAACUGUACUGCCAAUGGAAUGGAAAAGUGCUACUUGUGGGGAGAUUAAUAAAUAUAACCCAGAUAUUAUACUUGGAUCAGAUAUAACAUACGAUCCUGAUAUAUUUGAUGAUUUGAUUCAUGUAUUAUCUAUAUUUUUAAAAUACUCAAAAAAUAGAAAAGCAUAUUUAUCUAUGACUGAAAGAAAUAAAACAACUUUAACAUUAUUUCUACAUAAAAUAAAAGAAGCAGGUCUUUAUUAUAUUAAAGAAGCAAAUCCAAGGAGACAACAUUUUGUAUAUACUGAGGAAGCUCCUAUUCAUGUUUAUAAAAUAUAUUGUUAAUUAGUAAAAAUUGUUCUCUAA